Molecule: messenger RNA, 2028 nt
Organism: Odobenus rosmarus divergens (Pacific walrus)
Lineage: Eukaryota; Metazoa; Chordata; Mammalia; Carnivora; Odobenidae
Gene: PTH1R
Product: parathyroid hormone 1 receptor
Exons: 15
Coding region: 105-1865 (586 amino acids)
Biological process (GO): intracellular calcium ion homeostasis; cell surface receptor signaling pathway; adenylate cyclase-activating G protein-coupled receptor signaling pathway
Cellular component (GO): plasma membrane
Molecular function (GO): peptide hormone binding; G protein-coupled peptide receptor activity; parathyroid hormone receptor activity
Source: RefSeq, a predicted model, not a curated record
AUGAGGAAACUGAGGCCCAGACAGCAGGAAGUCGUCCUGCCCAGGAUACACAACCGGGCCGGCGGCGGCGGCUGCCCCGAGGGACGGGGCCCUAGGCGGUGGCGAUGGGGGCCGUCCGGAUCGCGCCCGGCCUGGCGCUCCUGCUCUGCUGCCCGGUGCUCAGCUCCGCAUACGCGCUGGUGGAUGCAGAUGACGUCAUGACCAAAGAGGAGCAGAUCUUCCUGCUGCACCGCGCCCAGGCCCAAUGCCAGAAGCGGCUCAAAGAAGUCCUGCAGAGGCCAGCUGACAUAAUGGAAUCAGACAAAGCAUGGGCAUCUGCAUCCACAUCAGGGAAGCCUAAGAAAGAGAAGGAGCUCUACCCGGAGUCUGAGGAGGACAACGAGGCGCCCACUGGCAGCAGGCACCGAGGGCGCCCCUGCCUGCCCGAGUGGGACCACAUCCUCUGCUGGCCGCUGGGGGCACCAGGUGAGGUGGUGGCUGUGCCCUGUCCCGACUACAUUUAUGACUUCAAUCAUAAAGGCCACGCCUACCGACGCUGUGACCGCAACGGCAGCUGGGAACUGGUACCUGGGCACAACCGGACAUGGGCCAACUACAGCGAGUGUGUCAAGUUCCUGACCAAUGAGACGCGUGAACGGGAGGUGUUUGACCGCCUGGGCAUGAUCUACACCGUGGGCUACUCGGUGUCGCUGGCCUCCCUCACCGUGGCCGUGAUCAUCCUGGCCUACUUCAGGCGGCUGCACUGCACGCGCAACUACAUCCACAUGCACCUAUUCCUGUCCUUCAUGCUUCGCGCCGUGAGCAUCUUCGUCAAGGACGCGGUGCUCUACUCGGGCGCCACGCUCGAUGAGGCCGAGCGCCUCACCGAGGAAGAGCUGCGUGCCAUCGCCCAGGCACCCCCGCCGCCCACCGCCGCCGCCGCCGGCUACGCCGGCUGCAGGGUAGCUGUGACCUUCUUCCUUUACUUCCUGGCCACCAACUACUACUGGAUUCUGGUGGAGGGGCUGUACCUGCAUAGCCUCAUCUUCAUGGCCUUUUUCUCAGAGAAGAAGUACCUGUGGGGCUUCACGGUCUUUGGCUGGGGUCUGCCCGCUGUGUUCGUGGCCGUGUGGGUCAGUGUGAGAGCCACCCUGGCCAACACCGGGUGCUGGGACUUGAGCUCCGGGAACAAGAAGUGGAUCAUCCAGGUGCCCAUCCUGGCCUCUAUUGUGCUCAACUUCAUCCUCUUCAUCAACAUCGUCCGGGUGCUCGCCACCAAGCUGCGGGAGACCAAUGCUGGCCGGUGUGACACGCGGCAGCAGUACCGGAAGCUGCUCAAAUCCACACUGGUGCUCAUGCCGCUCUUCGGCGUCCACUACAUCGUCUUCAUGGCCACGCCGUACACCGAGGUCUCAGGGACGCUCUGGCAAGUCCAGAUGCACUACGAGAUGCUCUUCAACUCCUUCCAGGGAUUUUUUGUCGCCAUCAUAUACUGUUUCUGCAAUGGUGAGGUGCAGGCCGAGAUCAAGAAAUCCUGGAGCCGCUGGACACUGGCCCUGGACUUUAAGCGGAAGGCCCGCAGUGGGAGCAGCAGUUACAGCUACGGCCCAAUGGUGUCUCACACGAGCGUGACCAACGUAGGCCCCCGCACGGGACUCGGCCUGCCGCUCAGCCCCCGCCUGCUGCCCGCCACCACCAACGGCCACCCCCCGCUGCCCAGCCACAGCAGGCCGGGGGCCCCGGCCCUCCAGGCAACACCACCUGCUGUGGCUGCUCCCAAGGAUGACGGGUUCCUCAAUGGCUCCUGCUCAGGGCUGGACGAGGAGGCCUCGGCGCCCGAGCGGCCGCCCGCUCUGCUGCAGGAGGAGUGGGAGACUGUCAUGUGAUCCGGGACCCGAGCCAGGGUUGGACCCGUGGGCAUAAGGGCUGACAGACGGACCAAGAGACGGCUGGUUGGAUGGUUGCCCACUCAGGGCUGGGGCUGGGAAGACAAAAGAGGAAAAAAAGGAAAAAAAAAAAAAGAAAGAAAGAAAGAAAAGGGAAAGGGAA